Molecule: messenger RNA, 1380 nt
Organism: Coregonus clupeaformis (lake whitefish)
Lineage: Eukaryota; Metazoa; Chordata; Actinopteri; Salmoniformes; Salmonidae
Product: V-type proton ATPase subunit S1-like protein
Exons: 7
Coding region: 67-1068 (333 amino acids)
Cellular component (GO): proton-transporting V-type ATPase complex
Source: RefSeq, a predicted model, not a curated record
UUCGGCUGUUUUCGAAGCAGAUUAGGAAGCAGUCAUCAUCUGUGGUAGUCUCAUCUGGCCGGCUCCAUGGCAAAACAAGACCUCUUUAUGUAUUUGUAUUUAUUUUCUGUCAUUUUUCUGCAGCUCUCUUUGUCUUCUGAUCAAGUGCCUGCUGUUGUGGAGAAAAGUUUAGGGGGGCCCACCUCCCAAGAUGUCAGGGUUCAAAACAAUGGAUUGGCUUCACAGAGCCACAGUGCUGCUUCCGAUGGGGAGAGUUCUUACCCUCUCAGAAGAGUGCUGCAGCUGGACUCCCCACACAGAACCAAACGGAGGCUACUGCAGACAUCGAGCACUCUUCCUUACUCUCCUCUGAGCGUGGUUUACAAUGGAAAAACAUGUAUACUGUUUAGGGCCAGGAAGCUUGCUAUCAGGUUCAGGAACAGCACCUUAGUGGAUCUCACAGAGAAGGCAUUCGGCCCCGAUGCACCGGUUGACACCAAAGGCUCUAUGUGCAGCAAAGACAAAGCUACGCUUGUACUACGUUUCGGAGAUGUGGAGGACUUGAGAGGACUUGCCAUAAGGCUACAGAUGUCCAACACAUUCUACGAGUCGGCAGGGCAGAACUGGUUUACUCUGGACAGCGUACACAUCCACUACAACUGGACCCACGAGGCUACGUUCAAUGCCACCGACGUGUACGCUCCUAGUACCUACUCCUACCACUGUCAACACGUCAGCAGUCUGCAGAAGUAUGACACGCUGCUUGUACCAAGCUCAAUCACAGACAACUCUGCAAACUGGCACAUCACCUUCACAGACUUCCAGAUACAAUCGUUCAACGUACUGUCCAACAAGUUUGCCUCAGCCAGCGACUGCGCUACGUUCUUCACUCCGGCUAUCCUCAUGGGUCUGAUCACCUCACUCAUCCUCCUCCUGGUCCUGGCCUACGCUCUGCACAUGGUGGUGCACCUCAAACACAUUGACACCUACGAAGAACACAAGACUACUGUCUACUUCCCUCGCAGCUCAGAGACUGCAGAAUGCACCGGCGCCACCGACUCCACCGCCACUGAGAAAAACAGCUUGUAGGACGUUUCCCAGGAUCCACCUCAGUCUCCACCACUAGGAGUAUAGACCGUUUCUGUAGUUGUCAGAGAGUGACUGUGCAGGGGCUCUGACUGAGACCCCUGAUGGCUGGCAGACCGACUGAUUGACUGACUCAACUCUAGAUAUAAAGAAACCUCCCAUAAUGAAGGACAUGGUCAUGUUGCCUGGACUUGAUAAGGUCGUCCACUCUGGCAUCGCUGGGCUCAGGCAGUGGUUGUCCAAGCCCAGUAGAUCUAAUACUUUGGGGCUCAGCAUCAUCUGGUGGAUUUGGAUACAACUUUGGAGGACACUGAU